This is a messenger RNA of Porites evermanni, 2219 nucleotides long. NCBI's taxonomy places the organism in Eukaryota, Metazoa, Cnidaria, Anthozoa, Scleractinia, Poritidae. The record is from the annotation of a GenBank genome assembly.
AUGACAUCAAAGUCCUGUCAUCAUCCGAAUCAAAGAUCGGCGUUUGGCCUGUCUACGAAGCAGCUUGCAUAGCUUCGGAUGUACGAGCAGUGAGCUACAGGAAAUUCUUGCAGCUGACCAGCAACUGAUCUCUGUUUUACCUGUCAGCAAAAUACAAACAAACUUCAAAGAGCUGCAAACCUCUCUGACAGAGAAAAGUCAGAAUGCGUAAAAGCCCAUCAGGAUCAUCUAAACUGUGCCCAGUCUGAAAGAGAAUACUAUAGGAACUCAUGUAUCAACUCCGAGAAUGCACUUGGGCCGAUUGACACCGAAACAGUACUUGACCGUGAAAGCCGCGAAGCCUGCUCUUUAAACGUCACGGUGCACUAUUCCUUUGAUUACGCCCAGCAGGUCCACAUCCCCAGCAAUCCCAUGCAACCUGGGCCAAUCUACUUCAAGACUCCUCGGAAGUGUGGGAUAUUUGGAGUUAUGUGCAAGGGCCUACCAAGACAAGUCAAUUUCCUCAAAGAUGAGGCCACUUCUGCUGGGAAAGGAGCAAACACAACAAUCAGUUACGUCCACUACUAUUUUGAGCACCAUGGAUUAGGAGAGACAGACGCACAACUUAACGCUGAUGACUGCUCGGGUCAAAAUAAAAACAAUUACUUUUUACGGUACUUCGCGUGGAGAACUUAAAUGAAACUGCAUCAUUCGAUCACAUACUCUUUCCUCAUUGCUGGUCACACCACGUUUGCUCCAGACCGUUCUUUCGGAUUGAUAAAGAAAGCCUUUAAAGUCACAUAUGUUUUGUCGCUCUACGAAUUUGCGCGACUCGUAGAGACUUCCAGCACUAGUGGACUAAACAAAGCACAACUUGUUGGCACGCACGACGGGCGAGUAAUUGUUCCUGUGUACGAUGGGAGUUUGUUUCUCGGGCAGUACUUCAAAAAGUUGCCGAACAUUAAAAAGUUUCAUCAUUUUCGGUUUUCAAACGAAAACCCUGGCAAGGUCUUCUACAAAGAAUUUGUUUCUAGUCCAGAACAGUUGUUUAUGUUGUUGAAGAAUAAUGCUAUUCUUCCGCCACCUUNCCAGAACAGUUGUUUAUGUUGUUGAAGAAUAAUGCUAUUCUUCCGCCACCUUCUAUCCUUCCUGACAUAGUCAAUCCAGAUGGACUGACCGAGGAACACAGGAACUAUCUUUUCCGUGAAAUCAGACAGUUUCGUAAACCCGGAACGGAAGAUAUCGUAGCUCCGGCUCCAUGAAGUUAAGUCACAACAGCUCAUGCAGGAAAACAACAGAACAGUUAGAUUUCUUUAUCUUCCUGUUUGCAUUAUUUACAUGUCUCGCAGUAAAAAAGGUUUGAGUUAGGAAAUGGAUUAUUCAUUGAAUGUUGUAUUUGAACGAUUUUACGAAUUAGUGUUUGUUGUAUUAAUAGAUUUAAUAUUUCUUUGCAUACGCACGAAGACAUGUAAAUAGGUUUUUAGUCGUAUUUAUAAUAAAAAUUGGAGUUCCAUUUCUGUUAUCAUGGUUUCUUGCUUGUAAGAGGUUUAUUGCACACUUGACACUUUUCACAGCGUACAUGUAUCAAAUGUUGAUUACAGACUUAGAACAGAAUAGAAUACAAAGCCUUUAUUUUAACACGAUAAGUCAGUCAGUUUAUCUGCGAGUGUUCCGCCUCUUCAUGACCUGUCGACGAUUGACAUAGACACUUUCGAAAGCUUGAGCGUCGAAGUCGACACUAGCCUUUCACUACAUUCGCCGGCUCCUGCUGCUCCUGCUGCUUCUACACUGGAAACUUCUGCUGCUCCCACACUGGAAACUUCUGCUGUUUCUACAAUGGAAACUCCUGCUGAUCCUACACCAGGACCGUCAGUUCCAACAGUGCCGUAGACAGCGCCGUUGAAAUCCCAGUUGCAGAAGACGUUAUUCGGACAUGUGUAACCCCGAGGAAAGUACAGCGGGUUCGGGAAGCACUCCAAAAAGAAGCAAACAAGCACAGAUGCGCAGUAAACCUUCUUCCCUUCUUCUUCACGAAGGAAGAAAUCAUGAACAGUAACACCAAUGGUUCGCACGGCAAACAAUGCCUGGACAGCAAUAAGUUAAAUUCAUUAAAAGUUUUAGUUUUUAGCAAGUUUCCUGCAGAAUCUGCGACGGAAAAGGAUAAACUGUGGGCAUUCAUAAAAACUAAGAUAAAUGCUACGUGUCGCGCCAUUAAGUACGCAAAUACCACGUGGGCAUAG